This is a messenger RNA of Lithohypha guttulata, 1395 nucleotides long. RefSeq lists its product as uncharacterized. The transcript has 2 exons. NCBI's taxonomy places the organism in Eukaryota, Fungi, Ascomycota, Eurotiomycetes, Chaetothyriales, Trichomeriaceae. Gene Ontology annotation, molecular function: tRNA-guanosine(34) queuine transglycosylase activity. The coding region runs from base 1 to 1395 and encodes 464 amino acids. The record is from RefSeq and is a predicted model, not a curated record.
AUGGCCACAGAACGUGCACCGAGCUUGCCGCCGGAAAUGUUUAGUUUCGUGCUGCGGCAUGGAGACUACUCAAAAGCAGGACUGAGACUUGGUCAACUGACAGUUCAAGGCCGAUCUGCCAUUUCUACACCGUCACUGGUCAUUCCUACAUCUCGAGGAGUAAUCCCUCAUAUCACACAAGACACUGUCUCAAAAUUGACGCGUCUGUCAGCAGUCUACGUCGCGCUUGAAGACUUUAUUGAAAGAAGCCCUUCCAAGUCUCCCAUUUUCCGUCAGAAUCCUAGUCCUCCCAACUCGAAACUCCGUGACUUUAUCGCUCUACCCGAUCAGUGUUUGUCCAUCCUUGGUCCACGGCGAAUACCUGCCAUUGAGACUCCAAAUCAGAACUCGAACUCCUCGAUCGCAAUAUGCACUUCUGUAGGCUUUCAGCUCCUGAAUGUUGAUGAUUACGUGCAAAGCGCACAAGAUCUGGGGCCUGACAUCACGAUUGGCCCUGCCGAUAUUGUGACCACUAAGCAAGUCAGUCAGAAGCGCAUGGAGAAGAGUGCAGAUCGUACACAUGCAUGGACACGAGAUACAUUGGCAGUAGAGCCAGAGAAUAAAGAGUCAGCGUUGUUUGCGUCGCUACCGCCUCUGGAGCCGCAGCAACAGUCGUUCUAUUUGUCCGACUUAACUGAGGAGUACAAAGGCCAAGUCGCUGGACUUAGCACGUAUUCAGCUGAAACUGCCGCAAGUCUGCAAAAUACAUUGGAAGAUCUACCAAGAUUAUGUCUGAACAACCCAAUCAAUCCUCAUGAAUUGCUACGUGUGAUUGCGCUCGGAAAUGAUCUGGUUACUACUCCUUUCGUGACAGAAACCUCUGAGAAUGGGAUUGCGAUGGACUUCCGAUUUGCCGUAUCAUACGAAGCUCGGGAUCAGAAGUUGGGCAUCGAUCUCUGGGAUAAUGCUCAUGCAACAGAUGUGUCACCAUUGGUCAAGGGCUGCGGGUGCUACACUUGCACUAAGCAUCACCGAGCUUACCUACAUCAUUUACUCAGUGCGAAAGAGAUGCUCGCCUGGACGCUACUACAAAUUCACAAUUUCUCGAUCAUGGAGGACUUCUUCGAAGCAAUACGAGAGAGUGUACGAAAAGGGACAUUUGAGGAGCAAUCAAAAGCCUUUGCUCGCGCCUAUGACCCGGAGAUGCCACGACCUACUGGGGAGGGACCUAGAAUUAGAGGGUACCAGAUGAAGAGUGUUGGUGGAGGUGAACCCAAGAAGAACAGAAAAGUCUAUGGUCGUUUAGAUGAGCAAGCUAGGAAGCUAGAGGAAGCCGAAUCUGGUAUCGCGACACCAGAAGAGGACGUGAAUGCAAAGGAUAUUGAGAAGUUGGGAUUGGGAGAGGUUCAGAAUUGA